AUGGGUGCUUGGGGAUAUGGCCUGUUUCAGUCCGAUCACGACUACGAUGAGAUCAGUGGCCUUGACGCCGAGGCGGGCUUUCACUUCAUGCAGGAAGAGGCCGAAGCCAAAGGCGAGAAGAACGUCAACAUCGGCUUGUUUGACCCUUCCGACCCAGACUUCAUCCGCAAGUACAUUGAGGCCAGUGGCACGCUCGAUGAGAUGAUCGCGAAGUACACGGCCGCAGCGGCUGCCGCGAAGACGGACAAGUGGGAUCGUGGCCAGCGUGACUACAGGCUCUGCCUUAUGGGAGCUUGCUUCAUGAUGCUCGGUUGCAAACUCAGCGAUGACUUCCUUGACCUUCUUCGCGACAAGUUCACCAACUGUGGUUUCAUGCCAGAUGCACUGAAGCAGCUUGAUGCAGCACUCAACCGGCCUGAUGGAUUCAAGAGCGACACCAGUGCACUCACGCGCACGAUCAAGGCUAGGGUGGAAGCCAACAGAAUGAGAAAGAGCAUCGACAAAUGCGGAUCCUGCGGCUCGAGCGCCGGAAAGCUCGAGACCUGCGGCGGGUGCAAGCAUCGCAAGUACGUACUCUCGACUUGCUCUCCAUGA
Pseudocercospora fijiensis CIRAD86 is the source of this 594-nucleotide messenger RNA. RefSeq lists its product as uncharacterized. The transcript is spliced from 5 exons. The coding region runs from base 1 to 594 and encodes 197 amino acids. NCBI's taxonomy places the organism in Eukaryota, Fungi, Ascomycota, Dothideomycetes, Mycosphaerellales, Mycosphaerellaceae. The record is from RefSeq and is a predicted model, not a curated record.